AUGAGAGUCAACGUCUCGGUAAUUCUCUGCGCCUUCGUAGGCUUGACCACAGCCAAUCCCCUCGACUGGCUCGGUCUCGCCUCUUGGGAAGUCGAAGGCUUCGCCAAAGACAACCCACUCGGCAAGACCACAGGAGGCAAAGGAGGCCCAACUGUAACGGUCUCCAGCGUUCCUGAGCUCCAGACCGCGGUGGCUGGCAGUGAUCCCAAGAUCGUGGUCCUCAAGGGCGAGUUCGUUUUGCCUGCACGCCUCAAUGUCGGAUCCAACAAGAGCUUGGUUGGCUACAAGAACACAGCACACAUUACCGGCAAGGGCGUCAAUGUCUACAAUGCGACCAAUGUCAUCUUGCAGAAUCUGAAGAUCAGUCAUAUCUUGGACAAUGACUGCAUCACGAUCCGGAACUCUACCAGGGUCUGGGUGGACCACAACGAAUUCACCUCAGAUAUCACCAAAGGCCCAGACUUCUAUGACGGCCAGGUUGACAUCAUCCGUGCUUCAGACUGGAUCACUGUCUCCUGGAACUACUUCCAUGACCACUGGAAAUCAUCCCUCAUCGGCAACGAUGCGACAUUCCGCGACCUAGACUUUGGCCAUCUUCACGUUACCUACCACCACAAUUACUGGAAAAACGAAGGCACUCGCGGGCCCGCCGGUCGCUUCGGGCACCAGCAUAUCUACAAUAACCUCUACGAAGACUUCCUCUACCAGGCAAUCCACUCUCGCUCCGACAACCAGGUUCUCGUCGAGGGUAAUGUCUUCCGUGGAAACACGCGUGAGGCGCUCAGCACAUAUGGUCUCGUCAUCCCCGAUGAUUCGCCGAAUACCUGUGUCUGUGGUGAUGAGGAAUUGGACGGCUUUGCUAAUCUUGGUGCUCCCAACGACUGGGGAAAAGCUGGUGUCAAUAUCACCCAAAAGGGCGACUUUUACAAGGCGCCCUACAAGUUCAAGCUCACUCCUUUGCCUUUGGUAGCACCUAUCGUCAGACUUGGCGUAGGAAUUGGCCGGAUCUGA
Molecule: messenger RNA, 1011 nt
Organism: Colletotrichum godetiae
Lineage: Eukaryota; Fungi; Ascomycota; Sordariomycetes; Glomerellales; Glomerellaceae
Product: pectate lyase
Exons: 3
Coding region: 1-1011 (336 amino acids)
Molecular function (GO): pectate lyase activity
Source: RefSeq, a predicted model, not a curated record